CACUUCCCAGACACUUCACAAGGGCCAUCUGCCGCUAGAUGUUUGGUUGUCUGAUCCGUCUUCCAUAAGUCACCCGUCGUCAAAGUGUAUUCUCCGCUCUUCAUCCGCUGCUGCGCUAAACAAUACAAUCUCAAAGUGACUGCACGAGCCAUCAAGCGUCGUCAAUCUUUGCGCCGAUCUUCGCAUCAAAAGUCAAAGACCAUCAUGAGCUACACUUUGUCGCCGGGUGCCAUCCCCGACGUCGAACCGAAGAUAGAGGCCCCUGAUGAAUGGCGCCAGAAUCUCAGCGUGCGUAUGGUGUGCCCUGACUGCAAGGAAGACCCGCCAAACCUCGUUGAAGAUCCUCAGGCGGCAGAUGUCAUCUGCGGAGACUGUGGCAUGGUCCUCUCGCAGCGCGGUAUCGACCAGCGUGCUGAGUGGCGCACUUUUGCAAACGACGACCAAGGCAAUGAUGACCCGUCGCGUGUUGGUGAGGGUCCCAAUCUCCUGCUGAACGGCAGUCAGCUGCAGACGAACAUUGCCUUUGGCGAUGGCUCGCUCAGAAGCAAAGAACUUCACCGUGCCCAGAGCAAGGCGAAUGCCGACAAGGGAAACAAGAACCUGCUCCAGGCCUUCAAACAGAUCGGUGCCUACUGUGAUUCAUAUGAUCUUCCGAAUAUCGUUGCAGAUGCCGCCAAGCACAUCUUCAAAGAUGCUGAAGACAGCGGGAAAUUCAAAGGCAAGUCGACAGAGGCAAUCAUCGCGGGCUGCAUCUUUAUCGCAUGCCGUCGCAACCAAGUUGGCCGUACCUUCCGCGAGAUCUACGACAUGACCCACGUGUCCAAGAAGGAGAUUGGGAGAACCUUCAAAUUGCUCGAGAACAUGCUGUCAUCGUCUGGAAAGAGUGAUGGAGGCAAGGCCAAGGUCAUGGGCAACGGUGUCGUCGGCAUCCACGACGCUUACCAAGGAACCGUUUCCACCAACCCUGAUGAACUUUGUGAUCGCUUCUGCGGUCAGCUUGGUCUGGACUUCCCAACCACCCAAGUUGCCAAAGAACUUGCGAAGUGCAUGGCCAGCAUCGGAGCUCUUGCGGGCCGCUCACCUCUAUCUGGAGCCGCUGCGUGUAUUUACAUGGCCAGCUUGCUUAUGGACCAAGUCAGAUCACCUAAGGCCAUUGGAGAGAUCGCGAAAGUUAGUGACAGCACGAUCAGAAGCGCCUACAAGUGCCUUUACGCAGAAAAGGAGACACUCUUGACAGAGGACAUUCUCAAAAGAGGUGCCGACCCGGAAAAACUCCUCAAACCAACCAACUAAUCUAAAAAUCUAUCGUGUAAAGUUCCCUUUCCCAUCAUUCAUCUUCUUAAGUGGUGCUCUGGCUUUCUUUGCAUUAUACCACAAAAACAAGACAAAAAGUUGCUCUUUGUAUUUUCACGGUUGGGACUCCUCGCGGACCGGAUGGGAUGGGCUGGGAUGAGAUGAAUUGCAAUUUUGCAAUAUUCAGCUGCGUUAAUUAUUGUUGUUAUGCGGCCGAAAACAAACAACAAUCAAGCAAAAAAAAAUAGAAGAAAAGACAGGCUGAAGAAUGCCAAAGAGGCAAUUGUCAUGCACGUCGAUCAAAAAUCAAAUUGAACAUCUCUUGUCAAUCA
Molecule: messenger RNA, 1625 nt
Organism: Aureobasidium subglaciale EXF-2481
Lineage: Eukaryota; Fungi; Ascomycota; Dothideomycetes; Dothideales; Saccotheciaceae
Exons: 2
Coding region: 205-1293 (362 amino acids)
Biological process (GO): transcription initiation at RNA polymerase II promoter; transcription preinitiation complex assembly
Cellular component (GO): transcription preinitiation complex; nucleus
Molecular function (GO): RNA polymerase II general transcription initiation factor activity; TBP-class protein binding
Source: RefSeq, a predicted model, not a curated record